Messenger RNA from Ictalurus furcatus (blue catfish), 3178 nucleotides. RefSeq names its product BCL2 associated athanogene 2 (gene bag2). The record is from RefSeq and is a predicted model, not a curated record. The transcript is spliced from 3 exons. Lineage: Eukaryota; Metazoa; Chordata; Actinopteri; Siluriformes; Ictaluridae. Gene Ontology annotation, molecular function: adenyl-nucleotide exchange factor activity; protein-folding chaperone binding. Bases 143 to 772 code for a protein of 209 amino acids. Gene Ontology annotation, biological process: protein stabilization.
GUUUGGAGAUGUUCCUCAGGGCCGCUGUCCAUUAAGGAAACCGCUAGAAAGUUCUGGAGCGGAUACGAGGAGAGAGAGAGAGAAAGAAAGCAACCGCUGCACGCCGUGUACCGAGAGAUUCACACACACACAGAUUGCCAUCAUGGCUCAGGCUAAAAUCAGCGCCAGAAUGAACACCGACGCCGCCAAAGGUAAAUUCAGCAGGUCCGUGUCGAUGGCGGACCGCUCCAUGCACUUACUCCAGAGUCUGGAUGAAAUUGAAAUGAGGGUGGAGGCACUAAGGGAAGCGGCCACAGCUAUGGAACAUGAGAGGGAGUGCUUACUCGAAAUGAUCCAGUCCAUUCAGAACAGCCAGGAAAUGCGAACCAUUUGUGAUGGAGAGCGAGAAGAACUCAGUCUGACUGCUGGUAGACUCAUGAGCCGGACGCUGACAGUGACCAUCUCGGUGGACACCAUCCGAAACCCACAACAGGAAGAGGCGCUGAGGACAGCCAUAGCGAUCAUCGACGAGAUCGCUGCUAAAGUGCUUGAUGACAUGGAGAGUGCGAGGAAGAAGCUGCAGGCCCUUCACGCCGCCUGCCUCACGGAGGCGCCGCUGGUUCCCAUUGACCAGAAAUUCCAGAGCAUUGUGAUCAGCUGCGCACUGGAAGACCAGAAGAAAAUCAAGCGGCGGCUCGAGACGCUCAUACGGAACAUGGACAAUGCGGAGAAAACCAUCAAGAUCAUGGAUAACCAGAAGGUGGACGAGUCCAAAAGUGCCAACGGCAAAUGAUGACACGGGGUGUGGACAGUAACACCUCUGUGGAGUGCCUAACUGUAGCACGUGCCUUCACUAAUCACUGGGAUCAGCACAACUUUUCAUUUCUAACCACGUGUGCAUGUGACGUGCUACACUUAUAGUCUUAUACCGCCAUUUUGUUAACUCAAUUAAAACGGAAGAGCUGAAAAUUGUUAAUUAAUUUAAGUAGUAUUCAAGGCAACAGAAUGUAUCGUACACGUUAAGUCUCCGAGACGUACCCCAACUUCUAUAUAUUAUCGGCUAAUUCUAUUAGUGUUCUACUAACAAAAUCCAAUUAACGAGUCCUCUGCACCUAUCCGAGUCCGAUCUGUAGUUGAGACCAAUUAUGAACUUUCCAGUGUUUUCCAGGGCAGAACAAACCAAAUCCCUGGCUUAGGCCACACCCACUUCAGGUUUAAAUCCGAAUACAGAUACGGAUAGCGUUAUAUUAUUGUAAAUUGUACCUGUAAUGUUUAGGAUGUAUCUGGAUCUGCACAUGGUAUGCAUACGCUGAGGGUUCAAUUUAGACUAUGGCUGCCAUCAUGCUCAAGUGGAAUUCUUCAUAAGGCUGUUAAGAUUGUCAUAUUACCAUAUAGAGCAAUGCUCGUCACUGUAGCUAAGGAGCGAAACGCUCAACGUGAAGGCGUGUUCGAGAAGCCUUUAUAAAAAUAUAACACUUGAAAGUGUUAGUAGUGCAACACGUAAUAUCUCACAACAUUUACCUCUAAACUUAUUACAGUUACAGCUUAAUGAUCAUGUAAAAUUUGAGUGUCUGUCCAGAAAAAGUUUAAUUUUUCCAUGCCAUGUUCCCGGAGUUCAUUUUAAAUAACUGGUGAUGCACAGCGUAUUAAUGUAGUUCAUCCCACCUCGUGAAGAUCCCUUAGACAGAUCUCUACAGUACAGGAAAGAAGUUUCCAAGCAAGCGUGCUCAAAUAUUAAUAUACAAAAUAUCUUGUUAAAUGGAGACAGACAGUUAAAAUAGAUCCUUUAUUUGUAAAAUGACUACCAUCUACCAGAGCAAAGUGACACCAGAUAAGACAUGUUCGGGGGAGGAAACAAAAUGAUUACAGUGAAGGUUUUUUUUUUGUUUUGAAAUAAACAUUUCUGUGAAAUAUUUAUAGACCAGUCAGUGCAGGAACAUUUACUUGAAACGUAAAGUUUACAUUUAAUAUAAAGGCAUCAUAACCAAAUGAGAAAGAUGUAGAACCACUAUUAGCAGUCGUAACAAAUGUAAUAUUUUUAUAUACUCGACAUUUUCAUGUAUGCUCAAGGUUGUGCUCUGUGAUAAAGUGACCAGAUAUUCUUUUCUUUCUUUUUUUUUUUUGACGAAUAAAGUGCCUUGAAUCCAUCGUAAUGUAGGCUUGAAUCUUUAUAUCCAAAAGAGCGUAAAUGAUUAGAUUACACAGAAUUACAAAAUACAAAGAGAGCAAGGUCAUAUAAAGCUCAUCACAACUGUAAACAUAUUGCUGGUCAUUGUGGCUAAGUACCGUCGAUACACAUUCAUACAUGAAAUCAUAUGUAAGGCAUGCAUGUUGUGCGUAAAUGUAAAAAAAUAAAAUAAGCCAGACGGAUUGAGUGUUUUAUACGUUUUCAUGUAUGCUGAGCUGAAAUGGGUGAUUUCCUCAUUGCUUUAGAGACUGAUCAAGGAUUAAUCCGAAAUUAUACAAUAGAAUCGAGUCCUAAUUACAAACGAGCAUUAUCUUAGUGAAGUAUCUUCCAGUAUUCACUGUGCUUUUAAGCAAGCCCUCAGAAGCUUCUGCAACCAAGAGCUUUAACCCUCAACUGCUCAACCCCCGGGUUUAUAUUGCAUUCGGUCUCAUUUGUUCAGUCAUUACUUUGGAGAAAAUCAUCUACCAAAUGAACAAGUGUACAAGAGUCUCCCAAAGUUUAGUUAUACAAGAACAACAGUUGAACAUGACGAAGGUCCAAUUCAGAGAAAGGACUGUAUGGACACAGAAAUCCGAUCUUAUCACAAAUCAGACUUGAGCCACUUUCGUAUGCAGUCCUAGAUUGGAUAUACCCAAUUGGAUAAAUGACCAUGUGACAUGAAAGUGAACGGUAAUGGAAUUCAUGUGGCCCAUUAAGACACGUGUAAACAGCAAUGGAGGACAAACAAUGGGGACUAUAUUGAGUGGAAGGAAUCUACAGAAACCAAGUAUUUGAUGUGUGCGUUUGAAGGGACAGGUGUGUUCACAACCACCAGUGACCAAUAAUCGGUCUUUAAUGAGGACCUUUGAGACAUCAAAAUCAGAAUUGUGCAAAGAAGUUUGCAGUGAUUGCUCCAAGUGUAAUGUCUGAAGUGGCAGAUCGUUUAGAGCUGUGGAUCUCAAAUUGGGUUCUGUGAAGUAUAGCCAAUGGGUCAGGGAUUUUUUUUUCCUAGAAAUUUUAUGUAAAUUUUAC